Oryza brachyantha (malo sina) is the source of this 2568-nucleotide messenger RNA. Its product is annotated as probable LRR receptor-like serine/threonine-protein kinase At1g51860. The record is from RefSeq and is a predicted model, not a curated record. Gene Ontology annotation, biological process: protein phosphorylation. Gene Ontology annotation, molecular function: ATP binding; protein kinase activity. Lineage: Eukaryota; Viridiplantae; Streptophyta; Magnoliopsida; Poales; Poaceae. The transcript has 12 exons. Bases 1 to 2568 code for a protein of 855 amino acids.
AUGGCGCUCCUAGCUUGUUUUGCUGUAUUCUUCUUGUUAACGGCAGCUCCUGGUGCAGUCGGUCAAAAAGGGUUCCUAAGUAUCGACUGCGGCCUGGAUGCCAAUUCCAACGGCUACAACGACACCAAUGGCGUCUUCUACGUCCCCGACGGCUCAUUCGUCGACGGCGGUGAGAACCACGUGGUGGCUGCCGAUCAGGAGGGCAAGCUCGACCGUCCUUACCGGACGCUCAGGAGCUUCCCCUCCGGGGACCGGAACUGCUACGCGCUCCCUACCGUCGCCGGGGCCAAAUACCUGCUCCGGGUGGUCUUCUUCUACGGCAACUACGACGGCAAGGACAGCUCGUCGACGUUGCAGUUCGACCUGUACAUCGGCGUGGACCGCUGGGCCACAGUGAAAGCCGACGGCAAGCACUGGUACGAGGCGCUGUUCAUGGCGUGGGCGAGCUGGGCGCCGGUGUGCCUCGUGAAAACCGACCCGCACAACACGCCGUUCGUGUCCUCGGUGGAGCUGAGGACGAUGGGCAGCGGGAUCUACGCGGACCUCAAGGUCAACGAGUCCAUGUCCUUGGUUGUUCGAGGCAACACGGGCUCAAGCAAUUCAGUUAUUCGGUACAGCGAUGAUCCAUAUGAUCGAUACUGGUGGCCAGUGCAGUCUGGCCCUUUGUGGAAGAACAUCUCUACAGUGUCACCCAUCAAACUGGAUCCCAACUGGCCUGUACCCUUGUCUGUUAUGCAGACUGCCAUCGAGGCAGUUAGCAAUAACACUAAGUUUAUCAGCAAAUGGCAAGACCUAGAGUCAGACGAGUAUAGGGUGUACCUGCACUUUGCCGACUUCCAGAACACCGAGAUAAGGCAGUUGAAUGUCACCAUCAAUGAACUAGAACCAUUCCUGUUCAUCCCACCAUACCUAGCCCACACUGUCGCGAGAAACGUUGGUUGGUACAAGUCCAAAACUACCAUAUACAGCAUCACUGUUGGGGCCACCACUGCGUCCAAGUUGCCAGUGAUGAUCAACGCCUUUGAGUUCUACACUCGCAUCCCCAAUGUCAAUCCUAAGACAUUGCCACGAGAUUUUGAUGCUAUCAUGGCAAUUAAAUUCGAGUAUGGCAUAAAGAAGAACUGGAUGGGUGAUCCUUGUUUCCCUACCGCACUUGUUUGGGAAGGUGUGGGAUGCAGUAAUACAAGUGGUAACACCAUGACUAUAAUAUCUUUGGAUCUCUCCCACAGCAACUUGCAUGGGCCCAUAUCUAAUAACUUUACAUUGCUCACAGCACUCCAAUCUUUGAAUUUGUUAGGAAAUCAACUAAGCGGACCAAUCCCUGAUGGCCUCUGUAAUAAGCAAUCAUUAAUUUUCAGGUUUGGGCUUGAAUCUAACGGAAAUUCGUGCAUUGUACAAAGCCCGCCAGAGAAGAAUGGAAAUAGAGCUGUCAUAGCGAUUUGGGUUGUGGUUCCUGUGACAACAAUUGGUGCUCUUAUUCUUAUAUAUUUGAUCUGGAGACAUAAAACAAAGGCGAACGUUUUUUCAGCUGAUCCUCCUAGAGAUGUAGAGAUUGAUAUUGCCCCAGGAAGUAGAAAAGAUAAUGCGGAUGCUCUACAAAAAGUUGAGAAUCGCCAAUUUACAUACAAGGAGCUUGAGAAGUUUACUAACAAGUUUUCUCAAUUCAUUGGACAAGGAGGUUUUGGACUUGUGUACUAUGGUCGGUUAGAAGAUGGUAUGGAGGUUGCUGUCAAGGUGCGUUCUGAAUCAUCAUCCCAUGGGCUUGAUGAAUUUUUUGCAGAGGUUCAAAGCUUGACAAAGGUGCAUCAUAGAAAUCUAGUUUCUUUGGUUGGUUACUGCAGGGAGAACAAUCAUUUAGCAUUGGUUUAUGAGUACAUGGCUCGUGGCAGCCUCUAUGAUCAUUUGAGAGGUAAUAAUGAUGUCCGUGAAACUCUCAAUUGGAGAACACGUCUUCGAGUUGUGAUUGAAGUUGCACAAGGGAUAGAUUAUCUGCACAAAGGUUGCAGUCUACCAAUAAUUCAUCGAGAUGUGAAGACCCAGAACAUUCUAUUGGGUCAAAAAUUGCAAGCUAAAAUAGCAGAUUUUGGACUCUGCAAGACUUAUCUUAGCGACACACAAACUCACAUAUCAGUCACUCCAGCUGGGUCAGCGGGUUACAUAGACCCUGAGUAUUAUCACACUGGGCGGCUCACUGAGAGCAGUGAUGUUUAUAGCUUUGGCGUUGUUCUCCUGGAGAUAGUUACUGGUGAGUCUCCCAUAUUACCGGGACAAGGCCAUAUCAUUCAACUUGUGAAAAAGAAGAUUGCUGAGGGUAACAUCGGCUUGAUCGCUGAUGCGCGGCUUAGAGGUUCCUACGAUGUUAGCUCAAUGUGGAAGGUGGUGGACAUUGCAUUAUUGUGCACCGCUGAUAUUUGUGCUCAACGUCCAACGAUGGCUGUUGUUAUUAUGCAACUAAAGGAGAGCCUUGCUUUGGAGGAUGCUCGUUUGGAUAGCGGAUUUAGGGGAAGUAUAAGCACAGUGGAUGAAACCACUUUCUCGACAACCACAUUGUCUCCAUCGGCAAGAUGA